Messenger RNA from Closterium sp. Naga37s-1, 1653 nucleotides. NCBI's taxonomy places the organism in Eukaryota, Viridiplantae, Streptophyta, Zygnematophyceae, Desmidiales, Closteriaceae. The record is from the annotation of a GenBank genome assembly.
AUGCCGCCUAUUCACACUCCCCACUCCGCCCCAUGGCUGCCUCCGUUGCUGCCACCUGCUCACACUCCCCGCUGCACCCAUUGCUGCCGCCUACUCACAGUCCCUGCUACACCUAUUGCUGCUUCCAUUGCCGCCGCCUACUUAUCCUCCUUGCUGCGCCCAAUGCUGCCGCCUGCUCACCCUCCCGUCCCUGCUACACCUUCUGCUGCUUCCAUUGCCGCUGCCUACUCACAGUCCUUGCUACACCUAUUGCUGCUUCCCUUGCCGCCGCCUACUCAUCCUCCUUGCUACGCCCAAUGCUGCCGCCUGCUCACCCUCCCGGUUGCGCCCAAUUUUGCCACCUUUCGUGCACUCCCCACUGCUCUCCAUCACUGCCAUCUGCUCACACUCCCCGCUGCGACCAAUUCUGCUGACUACUCGCUCCCUACUGGACCCAUUGCUCCUUCCAUUGCUUCUGGCUGCUCACACUCCCCGCUGCGCCCGUUGCCGCUGUCUCCCUCACAGUCCUUGCUACACCUAUUGCUGCUUCCAUUGCCGCCGCCUACUCAUCCUCCUUGCUGCGCCCAAUGCUGCCGCCUGCUCACCCUCCCGGUUGCGCCCAAUUUUGCCACCUUUUCACACUCCCCAAUGCUCUCCAUCACUGCCAUCUGCUCACACUACCUGUUGCGACCAAUUCUGCUGACUACUCGCUCCCUACUAGACCCAUUGCUCCUUCCAUUGCUUCUGGCUGCUCACACUCCCCGCUGCGCCCAUUGCCGCUGCCUACUCACAGUCCCUGCUACACCUUCUGCUGCUUCCAUUGCCGCUGCCUACUCACAGUCCUUGCUACACCUAUUGCUGCUUCCCUUGCCGCCGCCUACUCAUCCUCCUUGCUGCACCCAAUGCUGCCGCCUGCUCACCCUCCCGGUUGCGCCCAAUUUUGCCACCUUUCGUGCACUCCCCACUGCUCUCCAUCAGUGCCAUCUGCUCACACUCCCCGCUGCGACCAAUUCUGCUGACUACUCGCUCCCUACUGGACCCAUUGCUCCUUCCAUUGCUUCCGGCUGCUCACACUCCCCGCUGCGCCCAUUGCCGCUGUCUCCCUCACAGUCCUUGCUACACCUAUUGCUGCUUCCAUUGCCGCCACCUACUCAUCCUCCUUGCUGCGCCCAAUGCUGUCGCCUGCUCACCCUCCCGGUUGCACCCAAUUUUGCCACCUUGUCACACUCCCCAAUGCUCUCCAUCACUGCCAUCUGCUCACACUCCCCGCUGCGACCAAUUCUGCUGACUACUCGCUCCCUACUAGACCCAUUGCUCCUUCCAUUGCUUCUGGCUGCUCACACUCCCCGCUGCGCCCAUUGCCGCUGCCUACUCACAGUCCCUGCUACACCUCUUGCUGCCCCCAUUGCCGCCGCCUACUCACCCUCCCUGCUGCGCCCAUUGCUGUCGCCUACUCACCCUCCCGGCACCGCCUAUUUUUGCCACCUAGGCACACUCCCCAAUGCUCUCCAUCGCUGCUGUCUGCUCACACUCCCCGCUGCUCCCAUCGUUGUCGACUACACACACCCCAUGCUGCACCCAUUGCUGCCGCCAUUUCACACUCCUCGCUGCACCCAUUGCUGCCGCCUGUUCACACUCCCUGCUGCGCCUAUCGCUGCCUCCUGCUCACACUGA